Lachancea sp. 'fantastica' is the source of this 858-nucleotide messenger RNA. NCBI's taxonomy places the organism in Eukaryota, Fungi, Ascomycota, Saccharomycetes, Saccharomycetales, Saccharomycetaceae. The record is from the annotation of a GenBank genome assembly.
AUGGCUAUCGAUAGCGACCAAUCUUGCCAAUUGUUGGGUCCUGUGUCGCUAUUCAUACAGUCCUUAAUGGGACUUUUAGCCAUCGGUGGUGUCCUGGUCAAACGGCGGUAUGAAAGGCCCAAAAGACGCUGGAAAGUAUGGAGUUUUGACGUUGGGAAGCAGGUUCUAGGAUCUUUGAUCCUGCAUUUCCUUAACGUUGGAAUUAGUAUCUUAAAGCAGCAGGGCGAGACCGUGUUGGCUGUAAUGAGCUUGAAAGGAUACAACGGGGACGACGACGAUCCUGGUGGCGACCAAUGCGAUUGGUACUUUCUGAAUCUACUGAUGGACACUACGGUGGGCACACUGGUGCUUUGGAUGACGCUGCGUGUGCUAGAAAACUUGCUUACGAAAUGGGGAGUGGAAAACAUUGAAAGUGGGAAUUACUACGCGGAGCCCAUGGGGGAGCUGGACCUGGAGGAGGCUUCUGUGGAGAACCCAGAUGGCGGGAACCACAGAAUGGAGCGCUACGAACCGCUCUUUAGCGCGUUUGGCAAACAAUUGAUGAUGUUCGUGUGUGGACUGGCACUGACGAAAAUGUGCGUUUUCCUGAUUUUGACGUAUUUCGAGGUCCUAGCCGUGUGGUUUGCGAAGCUGGCCCUCAGCUGGGCCAACGCAUGGCCCAACUUUCAAGUUUUCCUGGUCAUGUUUGUGUUUCCGGUGCUGCUGAAUUGUUUCCAGUACUUUUGCGUCGACAGCAUCAUCAAACUACAUCCAAAGACCAUGUCCACUAGCGAGCGGGAAAACUUUGAGGAGGACAUUUACAGCUCCCUACCGGGCACGACUUCGGGAAAUAAGAACGGCUACGGUGCAACUCUCUAA